Messenger RNA from Acanthochromis polyacanthus (spiny chromis), 3081 nucleotides. It is a transcript of the gene tmem106ba, whose product is annotated as transmembrane protein 106Ba. Bases 147 to 935 code for a protein of 262 amino acids. The record is from RefSeq and is a predicted model, not a curated record. Lineage: Eukaryota; Metazoa; Chordata; Actinopteri; Pomacentridae. The transcript is spliced from 8 exons.
GAUCUCCCCUGGCAGAAUUCUGACCAAUGAGGAACGAAGGGGGAGUUUCUGCCUUUCAUCUCCUUUAGCGUGCGAACCACAACAAACAGCGACGAUACAGCGGAUGGCAAACAAGUCACAAUAAAACAGCAAAGACAGCUGCAGCUAUGGGCAAGUCCCAGUCACACUUGGCCAAACACAAAGAUGAGAGUCAAGACGCCCUGACGGCUGCUGGCGAGUACAGAGACAGUCAGACAGAAGAGGAUGGAAAGAACGGAGACGUAUCUCAGUUCCCCUAUGUGGAGUUUACUGGUCGGGACAGUGUCACAUGCCCCACAUGCCAGGGCACUGGCAGAAUCCCACGUGGUCAAGAGAACCAGCUUGUGGCUCUGAUUCCAUACAGCGACCAAAGGCUCAGACCAAGCAGGACAAAGCUGUAUGUCACGAUAUCAGUGGCUCUCUGCCUGCUGCUGUCUGGACUGGCUGUUUUCUUCCUAUUCCCUCGCUCCAUUGAUGUCUCCUACGUGGGAGUGAAAUCUGCCUAUGUCUCCUAUGAUCAGGACAAAAGAAUUGUCUAUCUCAACAUUACAAACACUCUGAACAUCACCAAUAAUAACUACUACGCCAUAUCUGUGACUAACAUCACAGCACAAGUGCAGUUCUCUAAGACGGUGAUAGGCAAGGCCAAGUUUAGCAACAGCACAGUGAUCAUACCACUGGAUGAACAGCAGAUCGACUACACAGUUCCCACAACCAUUGCCGAUGAGAUGAGCUAUAUGUUUGACUACUGCACCUUGCCCACCAUCAAAGUUCACAACAUAGUGGUCAUGAUGCAGGUGACCGUGACAACAUCGUACUUUGGCCACGCAGAGCAGGUCUCCCAAGAGAUGUACCAGUAUGUGGACUGUGGGGGAAACACCACCUCCUUGCAUGGGCAUGUGCAGGUCUACCAGUAAGGCAAGCAGAAGAGCACAUGCAUCAGAUUCUGCUGAGACUGAGGUCACAGGGAGUGACUAGGCAGACCUCCACACUAGGAGAUCUUUGCUCAGUGGCAAUGGCAUAAUAUUUCUCAAACUAGUCAAAGUGGCUCAUGAUCCAUUUUUACAUUCUCUUCCACCUUUUACAUGUCACAUAAGCUUAGAAUAGACAUUUUGCAAUAAAACCUCCAUCUGAUGGCCUGUUACCGGUUAACAAAGCAAUCUUACCUGCCUGAAUUUUGCAGAAUUUGCCUCGAGGUUCACCGUCUUUUCCCAAUCUGGUGCAAACAGAACACACAGAUAUGAGAGAUUUAUUAUUCAUUUAUUUACUGGAAGGUUUUCCCACCACAUUAUUUCUCCAAUACUAACAUUACUGGAAUCAGUAGUUUUAGUUCUGAUGCACUUUAGCUAACCUGGCAAUAGCCAGAUUAAUAAUUGUGUAGUACUUGAUAGUACUCCACAAUAUCAAUCUGGGACCGCUCCGUGUAAAUCCGUUCAGAGGAAAGAGGUACGGAUUGGACAUUGCAACAGUAUGUCCCGCCUCUGACAGGUUUGUUUUUAGUCAAUCGCGGGAUCUUCACAACGAGCGGAGCCAAUUGGUAGAUUAAACUCUUACCAAAACCCGUAGGUAAAAAAGCACAAACAUCUUUACCAUCCAGAAAUGCGCAAAGCGCCUCUCUUUGUUCUUCCUUCAAAGAAGCGAUAGGAGAUUCAGCUAAAACUCACUUAACAGCAGCAUCUACACGAUCGUUGUCCUCCGUUGCCAUGUUUGUUUUGAUCUACUGGCGUUUGGUGUCGUCUUCACACCCGGAUAUCCCGCCCCACACACAAAUACUGCUGCGUGAUUGGCCCGUGCCAACUUGGCUCUGUACGAACAGUGAAUGCGGGAGCGGAGCAAGAUGGUUUCUUGAGAGAUUUGUGAACUCACAAAUAUCGCGAGAAAUCAACUUGCUGGCAAGGUUAACUUUAGCCUGAUUCAUAUCAACUGUAAGGAACAUGAAUGUUGUUUGAGUACAGUGGGAAUGCUGCAUCUGCUAACACGCCCUCCUACUCUACACCACUUUUAAAUAAUUUUACAGUCAAUAAGGUGUAAGAAAUAUCUUACUUUUUCGACAGUGAAAACUAAACCACUGAGCAGUACCUAACCACUUCUUUCUGCCCUUUUUUCAUUCCUUCCUUCAAGCUGCCUCUUUUUUCUCUUUCAUGAUUCAUGGUUCUUGAUAUUGUAUAGUGCAAUAUAGAUGACUUAUUAUCUCAUGUCAUUGGUUCGUUUUUCGUUUUUUGGCUCAGAGUUUGGUACUUUCAGUUUAUUGAGUAGUGGGAGUAUAAGUCUUACAUUUAUAAUUCUGCUGUGUGAUUUAAAGGCAAAUGUGACUACUGUGUUACAUUCAUAUUUUACUGAACGAUUAAAAUCUUUAUUUUCCAUUCAAGAAUAAAAAUAACUUUGUUAAAGGGAUAAUAUUUUUAAUGAUAAAAACAGGAGCAUUACAGUGGGCUAUACAGUAGAGCUAUGUGUAAAUGCAAUUAAGUAUGAACUUUCUUUCUGGGUUGCUUUAGAACAUGCUAAAGCAAGAAUACUUUCUGACCUGGGAGCAGCUUUGUUCCCUUUAAUGAGGCUGUUCUGUUUUUGUGGACUGUGGUGUCAUUUACUGUAUUAUGUGUGCAAUUUUGAUCCACUUUGCAUCUGUAACUUGUGUCAUGAGUUUACUCCUAUUCCUGAGGUUUGAAAUGAUCAUGACUUCCUUUCAUUUGUUUCUGUUGUGUAUUUAAUUGUUCUCAUUAUUUUACACUUAAACACCACAGAUUGUGUGCACUAUAGAGUUUUUGUGUGACAGCAGACACCCAUUAUGCUUGAAUUGCUAAAAUAUAUAUUUUUUAAACAUGAGUGCAAAGUUUCUCAUUUAAGUUAAUUUGUGAUAAUUUGGUAAGUUAUGCAACACAAAGUGUAAAUUUUCCUACCAUUUCUACAAAAUAAUCAUAAGGAAACUGUAAGACUAACUAUAGCCUUCUUGAAAUUUGAUAACAGUGAAGAUGUGAAUGCUUCGCUGCUACUUUCUAAUAUCUACAAGUGGUUUUGUGUUUUUCAUGCAUGAAGCUAAAAAUAAAAUCAUUGCUUAAUUUUGAA